UCUUUAGUUAAACAAAGAGACAGAGAAAAACAAAAAAGAUUUGGAAAAGCUCUCCUCCCUCACCCGAACCCUAGUUGCCGCCGCUGCAGUUUCUUCUAUCUCGUUAACCACCACUAACAUAUCCUUCGUUGCAAUGGAAGAAGGAGGCAGAGGAACACUCUCGGAAGUUCCCCAAAGCCUCAAGAAGCUAUUGCUUAGGUAUCGCGACGGUCUAUAACAGCUUGAGCGUCUCGAGAAUUCCACCGCUACCUCAAUUGCCACUGUCAACCUUAAUUCGGAGCUUUCGUUUACUAUAAAGAAGGUUAUCAACCAGAUUCAAUCCCUCUGUGUUGAGAUGGACCGGCGUUUCGUUGCAGCCAAACCCUAACGCGACCUCUGUAAAAGUUUUCUCUUCUGGGUACCCUUUGGUUUUCGCUGAAAUGGUCCAUGUUUCGAGAACCGAAGGUGGCACUGGUACCCACUUGCUGUCUGCUAAAGUUUGGAAAACUAUUCAAUCCAUUAAGGAAAUCGUUGAGAAUCAUUCUGAGGCUGAUAUCUAUGUUGCCCUUAAAGAGACUAACAUGGAUCCUAAUGAGACGACUCAGAAAUUGCUUAACCAAGGUUGGGUUUUUUGGGGGGUAUAUUCAAGUGAGUUAUAAUGUUUAGUUUGAAGCUCUUUUAUCAUUCAAGUGAGUUGUAAGGUUUCCUGAGUCAAGUUGACAAGAGUUUUCUGUGCUUCAGUGGGAUUCGAGGUUGCUUUUUUGGUAUUGCAAAGAUGAUUCUGGUUAAGAGAAUGAGAGAAACAUUAUACUCUUCCCUCCUUCUUUAGGUUGUGCUUAACUUAAUAACCGAUCUCUCUUGCUGCAUUUAGUUUUUUAUUUUGUGUGUGGUUUAACUCAUUUGAUAUUGCCCUUAUUGUAGGAUAUAUCAUUUUUUGACAAUGAAAAAAUAGGAGAUUUGAUAAGUAGACUUGGGGCAGAUUGUCAUCAACUUUCAAGGGUUAUUGGAAAUGAUCUUAACUUGAUAUUGCGCAAUGUCCUUCACGUUUAUUUAUAUACGAAAUAUCUAAUGCUAAUAGAAGUUAUCCUGCAUGAUGGAGGAUUUAAUAGGUUUCUUUUCCGUCUUCCUAGGGAGGAGGUUCAUUAAUCUACUUGUUGAUUUUGUCUUGGCCAAAAUAUUGGGAAGAACAAUAGUAGAGUAUUGUGGAGGUAAGUUUUAUUCACUAUAGUUUGAUAUCUUUCGACUGAGAGGAACACUGGAUUAUAUUGAUCUUUAUCAAAUUCAUUAGCCUGAUCUUUAUGCAGUCUGUUGAGGAUGAAAUUGGAUUAUAUUGAUAUUUAUCAAAUUCAUUGGCCUGAUCGGUUUCCAUCUUAUUCUUAACAUUAAUUUUUUUUUUGGUACUGUAUGUUGGACAGAUUUCUUAUCUUUUUCCAUGUGUGUCUUAUUAAUUCUUGUAGCUAUCUUUCUAUGUUUGGAGAAACCGAAUACGAUCUGGAUCGACAAUACUCUUCAAUUAAUAUAAAUGAACAACUUGAAGCUCUUAGCAAAGCAGUGAAAGCGGGGAAGGUAAGUAAGUAUCAUUGUCAAAUAGUUUACACUGUGGCUGAGUGCUGCCAUCACGAGAGUAUUGGCUUGUUGGCCUACAAUCCUCUGGCAAUGGGUAUUGUUUCAGGAAAAUAUCUUUCCCUUGGUAAUGGACCACCAGAUACUCGGUUAAAUAUCUUUAAAGGAAAGUAUUCAAAAGGAGAAUCCAGAUACAUUUUAUAUCUAAUAAAGCUACACAUGCAGCUACUCGAAUGCUGAAUUUAAAGAUGCUGAAUUUAAAAAUACUGGAUCGGAAAGGUAUGUAGUUUGGACAAAGACUUGGAAAGUUGGAGAUUUCUUCUCAACUUGCCUAUAUGAAUCUCAGAGCAAAGUUGGGGAUUUCUUCUUAGAAUCCAACUAUUCCGGGAGAGGAAGAAGCUAGUAGUCCACUAAUGAAAGUGAUCAAACAAAUGAAGAUGACGUCGAUGAAUUAGAUGAAGAAAACCUUAGUAAUAAAUUCUGAUUUGUAUUUGGUGUAUUUUUUAAUUUCGGUGGAUAAAUGAUCAUUAGUAGCUUGGUUGUUUGAGUCAGUUUUAGUAAUGUGACUAUGUAAGUACUUGUUAAUAACUUUGUAGCAUUUUUUACAGUAACAAGUUGUUCUAUGAAUUUGAA
Molecule: messenger RNA, 2175 nt
Organism: Vicia villosa (hairy vetch)
Lineage: Eukaryota; Viridiplantae; Streptophyta; Magnoliopsida; Fabales; Fabaceae
Exons: 6
Coding region: 1384-1782 (132 amino acids)
Source: RefSeq, a predicted model, not a curated record